UCGUAACGUACUGAGAAUUAGCUCAGUGUCAUGACUGCACGGCAUUUCUGAGUAGGAAAUUGGGAGUGUAGCCUAUGCAGUAUGGUGUUCAUGUGUAUUGGCAGGGCCUUUCAGAGAUUGACUGUUUCAAAAGGCCGUCUUUCUCUAAAAUUCUUAGUAAAGAUUUUGAGAUUCUCUGUGAUGGUGAAAAUGCUCGUUAUUAUUGUGGUGCAGCUGACUGUGUCGAAUUUCUUUUGUAUUAUGGAGGGCCCUAUUUGCUGGUGCAGCACUUCACCGUAGGACGUCGGACAUUUAGAGAGGCUCCUUAUGUGUACGCUGUAUUGUUGUCGUCCCGUAAUGAGGAAUGCAAUAGAAAAGACAUAAAGUGGUGUUGGCAAGACCAUUUAAAUAGCAAUUUAUUCGGCCUUUUUAAGCAGCAAAAGAACAAAGAUUCAAGAAGUACAGUAUUUUGGGGCAUUCCUAAUUUUUAACAAGAAUUACUUGCGACACUUAAUUUUGUGACAUAUAUGUGUUACGACGUGCCCAGUUGGGACAGCUAUCUGGAA
Messenger RNA from Thrips palmi, 545 nucleotides. RefSeq lists its product as uncharacterized. The record is from RefSeq and is a predicted model, not a curated record. The coding region runs from base 75 to 470 and encodes 131 amino acids. NCBI's taxonomy places the organism in Eukaryota, Metazoa, Arthropoda, Insecta, Thysanoptera, Thripidae. The transcript has 2 exons.